GGCCGCCGGAGGGGGAGGAGAAGCGCGGAGCUGGCGCUCCAAGGCCUGAGAGCAGGGCUGCGAGAACGCUGCGACUGUAGCCCCUUCCCCAGAGGCCGCGGGGCCGAGCUCGGCUGGCCCCGCCCCUUGGCGCCCGGCUGGGUGGGACCGUGGCUCCCCGCCCCCUUUCGGACACGCCCACCCAGUGUCUGGGCCGCGCGGGCCGCAACAGGCGGCGGCGGGCGAGCGCGAGGACCGCGCGCAGCGAAGGCCCGCGCGUGCGUGUAGAUUCGCUGGCGGCUCGCGCUCCGCCGGGCGGUCUGAGUCGCGCUGAGCCCCCGCUGCCGCCACCGCGGGGGGAAGCGUGCGAGCCGCUCGGCGUGGCCUUAGUUUGCGUAAGCCCUGCGCCCCCUCGACCCCUGGCCAGGCCAUGGCGGAACGCGGAGGGGCGGGCGGUGGUCCCGGUGGCGCCGGGGGCUGCAGCGGCCAGCGGGGCUCUGGGGUCGCUCAGUCUCCCCAGCAGCAGCCAUCGCAGCAGCAGCCGCUGCCGCAACAGCCAACGCCCCCCAAGCUGGCCCAGGCCACCUCGUCCUCUUCGUCCACCUCUGCUGCGGCCGCCUCUUCUUCGUCCUCCUCCACCUCCACCUCCAUGGCCGUCGCGGUGGCCUCGGGCUCUGCGCCUCCCGGCGGUCCAGGACCAGGCCGCACCCCCGCCCCGGUGCAGAUGAAUUUGUAUGCCACCUGGGAGGUGGACCGGAGCUCGUCCAGCUGUGUGCCCAGGCUGUUCAGCUUGACCCUGAAGAAACUUGUUAUGCUUAAGGAAAUGGACAAAGAUCUUAAUUCGGUAGUCAUUGCUGUGAAGCUGCAGGGUUCAAAAAGGAUUCUUCGCUCCAAUGAGAUCAUCCUUCCAGCAAGUGGCCUGGUAGAAACAGAGCUCCAGUUAACCUUCUCCCUUCAGGUGAUGCAACACCCUAACGAGGGUGCUUUGGUGCUUGGCCUGCACAGCAACGUGAAGGAUGUCUCUGUGCCUGUGGCAGAAAUAAAAAUCUACUCUUUAUCCAGCCAGCCCAUUGACCAUGAAGGAAUCAAGUCUAAACUGUCUGAUCGCUCCCCAGAUAUUGACAACUACUCCGAAGAAGAGGAAGAAAGCUUCUCCUCAGAGCAGGAAGGCAGUGAUGACCCAUUGCAUGGGCAGGACCUGUUCUACGAAGAUGAGGAUCUUCGGAAAGUCAAGAAGACUCGGAGGAAACUGACCUCAACCUCAGCCAUCACUAGGCAACCUAACAUCAAACAGAAGUUUGUGGCCCUCCUAAAACGAUUCAAAGUCUCCGAUGAGGUAGGCUUUGGGCUAGAACACGUGUCACGAGAGCAGAUUCGGGAAGUGGAAGAAGAUCUGGACGAGCUCUACGACAGUCUAGAGAUGUACAACCCCAGCGACAGUGGGCCUGAAAUGGAGGAAACAGAGAGCAUCCUCAGCACCCCAAAGCCCAAGCUCAAGCCCUUCUUUGAGGGGAUGUCGCAGUCCAGCUCACAGACGGAGAUUGGCAGCCUCAACAGCAAGGGCAGCCUCGGAAAAGACACCACCAGCCCUAUGGAAUUGGCUGCUCUUGAAAAAGUCAAAUCUACUUGGAUUAAAAAUCAAGAUGACAGCUUGACUGAAACAGAUACUCUGGAAAUCACUGAUCAGGACAUGUUUGGAGAUGUGAGCACAAGUCUAGUUGUACCAGAAAAAGUCAAAACUCCUAUGAAGUCCAGCAAAACAGAUCUGCAGGGCUCUGCCUCCCCCAGCAAGGUGGAAGGGACACACACACCCCGGCAGAAGAGGAGCACGCCCCUGAAGGAGCGGCAGCUCUCCAAGCCCCUGAGUGAGAGGACCAACAGCUCUGACAGUGAGCGGUCUCCUGACCUGGGCCACAGCACACAGAUUCCAAGAAAGGUGGUAUAUGACCAACUGAAUCAGAUCCUGGUAUCCGAUGCAGCCCUCCCAGAAAAUGUCAUCCUGGUGAACACCACAGACUGGCAGGGCCAGUAUGUGGCUGAACUACUCCAAGACCAGAGGAAGCCUGUUGUAUGCACCUGCUCAAUAGUGGAGGUCCAGGCCGUGUUGUCUGCCCUGCUCACUAGGAUUCAGCGCUACUGCAACUGUAACUCAUCCAUGCCGAGGCCGGUCAAGGUGGCAGCUGUGGGCAGCCAGAGUUAUCUGAGCUCCAUUCUCCGGUUCUUUGUCAAGUCCCUUGCCAGCAAAACGCCGGACUGGCUGGGUUACAUGCGCUUCCUCAUCAUUCCCCUAGGUUCUCAUCCAGUGGCCAAAUACUUGGGCUCAGUAGAUAGUAGAUAUAGCAGCACCUUCCUUGAUUCUGCCUGGAGAGACCUGUUCAGUCGCUCAGAGCCCCCAGUGUCAGAACCACUGGAUGUGGUGGGUCGUGUGAUGCAGUAUGUCAAUGGAGCAGCCACAACGCACCAGCUGCCUGUGGCCGAAGCCAUGUUAACCUGCAGGCAUAAGUUCCCUGACGAAGACUCCUAUCAGAAGUUUAUUCCCUUCAUUGGUGUUGUGAAAGUGGGGCUUGUUGAAGACUCGCCGUCCACUGCAGGCGAUGGAGACGACUCACCUGUGGUCAGCCUUACUGUGCCCUCCACAUCACCACCCUCAAGCUCAGGCUUGAGCCGAGAUGCCACAGCAACCCCUCCCUCAUCCCCAUCCAUGAGCAGUGCCCUCGCUAUUGUGGGGAGCCCAAAUAGCCCAUAUGGGGAUGUGAUUGGCCUCCAAGUGGACUACUGGCUGGGCCACCCCGGGGAACGCAGGCGAGAAGGUGACAAGAGGGAUGCCAGCUCAAAGAAUACUCUUAAGAGUGUCUUCCGCUCGGUGCAGGUUUCUCGCCUGCCACAUGCAGGGGAAGCCCAACUUUCUGGCACCAUGGCAAUGACUGUUGUCACCAAAGAGAAGAACAAGAAAGUGCCCACUAUCUUCCUGAGCAAGAAGCCCCGGGAAAAGGAGGUGGAUUCUAAGAGCCAGGUCAUCGAGGGCAUCAGCCGCCUCAUCUGCUCUGCAAAGCAGCAGCAGACCAUGCUGAGAGUGUCCAUCGAUGGAGUUGAGUGGAGUGACAUCAAGUUCUUCCAGCUGGCUGCCCAGUGGCCCACUCAUGUCAAGCACUUUCCAGUGGGCCUCUUCAGUGGCAGCAAGACCACCUGAGACCCUGCCUCCCAACCACUCCCUCCUGGCACUGCCACCCAGCCUCACCACCUGCAGGCAGGGAAAGGCGAGCAAGCCCCGGCCCAGCCUCCCUUUCCCAGCACUGGGCCUGCCUCUACAUGCCCGGUCCUGAUGGACACUGCCACUGGGGAUGCAGCCCUCCCUCUCACUGCCCAGCCCUUCUCUGGACUACCCUCCUCCAUCCUGUUCUAGGCCCAGAGCUGGGUGGUUCUGCCUUCUGGUGCCCAUAAUCCCUAUAAUUGGAUAAUCUGAACCGUCCUUCCCGUCACUCACCCCUGCAGCACCAGUUCCCUUUCUGGAGCACUGGUACACAGGGAGACAGCCCAGCACUUUACCAUAGCCUGGCCACCAGGCUCUCAAUUUCCAAGGCUCUUCUGUUAGUUGCUACACACCCUGCCUUCCCCUACAUGAUAACUGUUACAGGGCUGGGGCCUGUGGUGACCUCAUCUGCACCACAGUUUCCCAGUAGAGUUGGGGGGAUAUCUAAGCAUCCUGACGUUUCUGGGAUGGAGGGGCCUUCCCAGUUCUCUUCCCAUGCAUGAUUUCCUGUCACCUCAAGUCCAUGUGGAUGUCUUGUGUCCUGAGUGGUGUCUGUUUUUUUUUUUUUUUCUGGUUGUUGGGUAACUUGUCCUGUGCACAGGUCCUGUCCUUGAGGCUCCUUCCUUCCUCUGCCUCCUGUCCUCCCACCUAAGAUAACUCUGGUUUCAUGAGGUAGGAGGCAGCAAGCCCUGCCCCCCAACAUACAUUGUCUGUGACUCGUAUCCAGCCAUAUGUCUCCCUUUCCUGUGUCAGCUUGCCUCCCCUUCACUGCUCUGUCUCCUUACUUCCUCCGUGGCAGGGCAGCGGAAAGAAGCCCAUUUCCACCAGGUCUUCCCCGGCAGCUGCCUUCCCUCUCUGCCAUGGAUGGGUCCCAGACCUACCUCAGCCUCCUUAUCAGUGUCUUGAGGAGAGGCUGAAAAGGGACAGAGCCGGCCCAGCCUCCAUGCCCCCGGCACCUCUGGAGCUUCUCUGUUGCCCUUUGACUGCUUCUUAGCAGUGUGGCACGAAACUGCACUUGGGACAUGUUUUCUCCUUCUCCACAGCCUAGAUUCUUCACGUCCUUCUCCACUGCCCAGCCCUACUGUCCAGAGUGUCUCCUGGCUGGGCCUGAGAAGAAGUGGGGUGGGAAGACUGGGGCCAUGUUGGGUUUUUUCAUUCAAUAAACUGGUGAUUUCUUACCAACU
Messenger RNA from Microtus ochrogaster (prairie vole), 4413 nucleotides. It is a transcript of the gene Pacs1, whose product is annotated as phosphofurin acidic cluster sorting protein 1. Gene Ontology annotation, molecular function: transmembrane transporter binding. The transcript is spliced from 23 exons. Gene Ontology annotation, biological process: protein localization to plasma membrane. The record is from RefSeq and is a predicted model, not a curated record. NCBI's taxonomy places the organism in Eukaryota, Metazoa, Chordata, Mammalia, Rodentia, Cricetidae. Bases 410 to 3169 code for a protein of 919 amino acids.